Molecule: messenger RNA, 738 nt
Organism: Serendipita indica DSM 11827
Lineage: Eukaryota; Fungi; Basidiomycota; Agaricomycetes; Sebacinales; Serendipitaceae
Source: the annotation of a GenBank genome assembly
AUGCGCUUUAUAUCAUUCAUUCUCCCUGUGUCUCUCGUUCUUGGGGCAUUUGCAAACCCCGUUCCUAGCCCGCUCGAGGCAUUCAAGCGCGCAGGUCCAGCCGCCGGACAAGUCAUUACCAAGUGCUCGUCGUCUGGAAUGCUUGCUUUGGCUUUCGAUGACGGUCCAUCUCAGCUAACUCAAACGCUUGUGAACACGCUUAACGCAGGCGGAGCAAAGGCGACCUUCUUCGUCACUGGUACUUUGUAUGGUUGUAUUCAUAACCAAGCCGGUGCCAUCAAAUCUGCGUACAACUCUGGUCAUCAAAUCGCCUCUCAUUCGUGGAGCCACCCAUCCAACUUUGGGUCUUUGAGCACGGCAGAUCUCACAAUCCAGAUGCAAAAGCUCGAAGGCGCGCUUAGAACGAUCAUUGGAAAGAAGGCAUCUACUGGGGGAAACGUCUUGAGCACGAUGAGGACGCUUGGCUACCGUGUUAUCACGGACGACGUUGACUCGGGAGAUUGGAAUGGACUCACUCCAGCACAAAGCGAGGCCAGGUUUACCGCUGCCGGUGCGGGUGGACUUGGACAUAUCCCUCUGAUGCAUGAAGUUUAUUCGACCACGGUCAACACCCUUGUUCCGUGGCUGAUCAAAUGGGCUAAGCAGAACAACCUCAAGCUUGUCACCGUUGCUGAGUGUCUUGGUGAUGCUGGAGGAGCGUACACCACUCCGACGGUCGCUGCGACAAGUACUUGCUAG